UUGCACACAAGGCCACACAGACUUGGUAUUUACAUACACGAUAACAUACGGAUAAUUGGUCGAGUCUUUUCCACUGAUUGUGUCCACGUGACUGGGCAGCUAGGUUGAAGGCUGUUCCGAUCGACAAAAGCAGUAUUGUACAGCUUAAGCUUCGGUCUGGCAUGAUCACCGGAGAAGUUGGAAUGGAACAGACAUUUAAUCACGUGCUCCGCCUAUCCCACUGAACAAAGGUUAUCCUGUUUUGUUGUUCUGUCCAUAUAAAUACUAAGGGUUGGUGCCGUUUGUAAUAGCCUACUGCUCAAUCAGAAUAAAAAGUAGAAUUGCAUGAAAGGGGCGGGUGGGGGACUUACUAUUGCAUGGCCACAGUUGUUUUCCCCCCCUCUUCCAUUUGCUGUACAAUUUUGGGUUAACGUCACUCCCUAAACCAUUGCAAGGUCGUAGGUUGCUUGUUGGGUCUGCAUAUUUGAUUUGGUCUACAAUUCGGGUUGUAUAAUAGCACCCCCUCACACAUAAGGGAUUCACAAGGAGUGGAUGUAAUAAAUAAAUAAAAUGUAUGCAUAUUACGUCACUGGUGCGAGCUCAUUUCCCAUCCCCCACAUCCCGUGACCCGAUGCGCUCAGUCGAAAAUAUUGCAAAGGAAAGAGUUGUGCUGAUCUACGAGGGGUAAUAUUCGUUUGAGAAAACGACAACUAAUACAAACAACGCCUCCCUGAAUUCACGAAAGAGAGUUUAACAUCAUCUUAGUGUGUUUUUUUCUGCAUUGGGCGUGGCAAAGUCUAGAGGAAAUCCCAACGAUAAUAAUGUUAUAAAAGUAUCCUCGGUUCAUUAUCGAAGCCAUACAUCGAAAAGGGGUAUUUGGACAAAUGUAUGUUGUCAUCCGAAGUUUCAAGAUGUAAGAUAAUAAGUCUGUGUGGUUGUCGCGAAGAGAAGACACGCUCCUUCGGAUUUCCAAACGUUGACUGGCGCACGUAACCUUCUCCGACCAGUGCCACUGCAACAAAUGACGUGGUCGGUUUUGCAUCAACCAAUAGCAUUACCCGUAGGAUCCGCGUGACAUAAGACUAAUACAAGUAACCAAUCGUUGCCUGUGUACAUUGUAUCCAUUCAUGCUCAUUUUCACCUCGCGUCCUUCUUCAACGUGGGAAUGAAACUUGGCGUGAAUUAAUUAAUUUUCUAUUCUUACCUUUGCAUGUAUAGCCUACUACGACAGCCAUGGACUAAAUUCAGAUAUGUUAGAUAAACUUAUUCGUCUAUAUUUUUGUAAUGAACAAGAAAAACACUGCAGACACACACAGAACACAGCUAAAACACCCAGAAGUAGGCUAAUAUAGACCUUAUUGGCAUUUCCCAGUGUCGGUUUAGGUCUGUAUUAUAUCAGCUGCUGUAUACUGGUCAAAGGAGGGAUAAAUGAUGGGAAAAGAACCAUGCACGCUGCAGGUUAAUUUCUGUGGCCAAUCGUGGGGUAGAUCCCACAAGAGCGACAUCUCAUAUUCCAUUCAUAGCACAGUAAGGUGGGGCUGACCCUACCUCUAAUGUCGUAGUCCCUGGUAUGGGGCUCCGGAAACCCCGUGUGCUAGCAUGAACUAUCUUGAUAGCUAUGGCUAGCUAAUGCAAGUUCCCUUUGCGCUGAAUAGAAAACCAUAUGCAUCACACAUUUAGAAGAAAAUAGAAUCCCCCAAUGAAGGAAAGUAAACUCCACGGGUUGUGUAUGGAGUAAGAUAACAAUUGAUCCCAUUUUCAGAGACAUAUCCACAAUUACUUCUUGAUUGUAUCCAUUCAUGUCUUGCAUUCACACCAGUCGUCUGCCUCAUCGCACCAUGCCUCCGUGCACCUUCUCUGAGCAACAUUGCCCGACGAAACCCGCACAGGCUCUUCACUCCUCCCAAACCAACCUCCCGCCCCUUUCGGAGUGCAAACGUGGAAAAACUACUUCUUUUAGAAUCCAAUCAAAUACGAGUUUGGCAUUCCACAUAAAGAUGGGCGCUGAAAUGAACCAAUGCAACCACAGAAGGGCGGAUCUUUACCGAAAGACCGCCCCUGCCCCGAGCCCCUGUUCGAUCACCUUGGAAACCCCGUGUUAUGGUUGUGUGUCAGUUUCGCUGGGUCCCGCGGUCGAUGCCGGCGAGGAGGGGGAUGGGCGCCACUGCAAAUGUUGAGGAUCUGAGAUAGAAUCACAGCCUUGUAACACAGAGAGCUGUACAUACCCCUUAUAAAUAUCUACUAUAAUUAAUACAAGAUUGCAUAAUAAAUGGGUUUAAGUGCUGGGGAUCUAACAUAGACAGUCGAUGGAAAUACUGUGCUCAGUGCAAGACUGGAUUUAAAACUUUAGCCCUUUGCGAAAGGGGCAUUAAGAAGUUUGCUGGGAAACCCUGGAGAGGGAGCUACAUUCCGGCUCACUGACACCAGGAAACACCGAGGUCGCACAUUGGGGCCUGUUUGUCUGUGCUCGACUUGAUGUGGGAAUAUUCCAAGGUUUACCGACAGUUCAAUUGGAUACCUAUUUUGAAUUGGAUCGAAAUGUCGCGCUAGGUCUCCCCAUGUCCGUGAGGUGCUGCGUGCGGCAUCGCGGCGCCCCACCUGAGGAGUGGUCUGUGGCUGCCACCCCAAGCCCCUGAUCCCACCCCUCUUCCUCCUCCUCCUCCCCUCCCCCUCCUCUCCCUCUCUCCCUUUCCCUCCCCCACUCCUCCUCCUCCUCCCCACCCCUCCCCUCCCCCUUUCCCCCCGCUCCCCACGCGACGCUGUGCCGGACGUCAUGAGCAUAGCAAUCGCACUGGGAGUCACCACACCUGAGACGUCCUACGCAGACAUGGCUGCCGGAUCAGACCCUGAGUCAGUUGAAGCAAGCCCUGCCGUGAACGAGAAGACUUACUCCAACCACAGUUGUGGCACCGUUCAGACCCAUGGCUACCGCGGACUUCCCUACGCUAUGCAACAGUCUUCCGUUGUGUGUUGUCAGGAUCACAACUACGGAGCCCCACCCCCUCCCACCCCUCCCGCCUCCCCACUCUCCCAGACCAUCAUCCCCCGCCUGGAGCUCAAUGGCGUGGCCCGCGGCCGCUACCACUCCCCCCACGGCGGCCACCCGGCGGCGACUCACGCCAACGCCCACCACCACGCCCACGGCCAUCCCAACCAUGGCCACGCCCACCCACACGGCCACGGCGGCCGGCCCGAGCAGGAGCACUCGGCCGACAGCGAGACCUCGUCAGACGAGGAAGACGAGGAGGACGACGGCAGUGUGCCCAUCUCCUGGUGCCGCUGCAGCCCCGGCGGAUUCAUCAUGUGCGAGUACUGCAGGGGUCUGGAGAGGAGAAAAGCUUUGGAUGGGCAGCGCAGGAAAGCUGAGAAUGUCUCGGUUGGGGAGAGCAGUGGCACGGAGAGCGGUGACGAGGAGGUGUCCCCGUCCACGGUGUCGUACACGGCGACGCAGCACACGCCCACCAGCAUCACGCUGACCGUCAACCGCGUCAAGCGCAGCAAGGGCAAGAAGAGGAAGAAGAGCACCGAGAAGAGCCGCACCACGCCCAAGACCAAGAAGGUCAAGGCGUUCAGAGAAGGCUCAAGGAAAUCCAUGCGGAUGAAGAACUCCACGACGGACACGGUGGCGGCGCUGGACGAGAACACUGCGGAGGGCUGGGAGACGCGCAUCCGCCAGUGGACGGAGCAGUACGAGGAGGCGCUGGUCAACCAGUACAGCGCUGACGUGCAGACGCUGCUCACGCUGCAGCUGGCCAAGCCCAGCUCCCCCUCCAGCGCACCCUCGCCAGACGCCAUCAACCGCACGGAGCUCGCCUGCAACAACACCGUGCUCAGCUCGCAGAUGCAGCUGCAGGUGGGUCGAGUGACGCGGGUGCAGAAGCACCGGAAGAUUCUGCGGGCGGCGCGGGACCUGGAGCCCGACGCGCUCAUCAUCGAGUACCGGGGCAAGGUCAUGCUCAAGCAGCAGUUCGAGGUCAACGGACAGUUCUUCAAAAAGCCCUACCCGUUCGUGCUCUUCUACUCCAAGUUUAACGAGGUGGAGAUGUGCGUGGACGCCCGCACCUUUGGCAACGAUGCACGCUUCAUCAGGAGGUCCUGUACACCCAACGCUGAGGUGCGGCACGUAAUCUCGGAGGGCAUGAUCCACCUCUGCAUCUACGCCGUGGCUCAGAUCACCAAGGACUCAGAGGUCACCAUCGGCUUUGACUACGAGUUCAGCAGCUGUAACUACAAGGUGGACUGUGCCUGCCAGAAGGGCAACCAGAACUGCCCCGUGCAGAAGCACAACAGCCUCAGCCCGGACAUGCUGCGGCCCACGCCAUCCUCCAGCCCCGCGGUGCCCUCGCUCCCUGGCGCCGAAACCCGCCGCAGACGCGCCCGCCGACAGCAGAUGGAGGUGGGAGGACCACCCGGGACGGCGGGUUCGGACGACAGCAACCAGCAGCCCAAUGGGGACGCUCAGGACCGCGAGCAUGGAGCGAGCGACGCUGAGGAUGACCUGUUGGACGGCUUGAAGGCAGAGGAAGGAGAGGAGGGGGAGCUGGAUGACAACGGAGUCCUCAUAUCAAGCAGACGGUCCCAGGAUGGCUAUGAUCUGCUGGACAGGCGGAGGAGGCGAGUGGGCCAGGGGGCAGCUGACGACCUGAAGCAGGAGCCCGGCGGCCUGGAGGAGGGAGAGGUGACGGGCCUGUCCCCCUCGGCUGCCAACCCCUUACCCGGCAUGGGCAGCACCACGGCAGGGGUCAGCACCCGCCGUGCCUCCUAUGCUACGGAGGUCCCCGUGGAAGCUGGGGACGUCAAGCCCAUGGCGGCUCCUGUCACCACCCCCAAGCCCCCUCCGGCCCCGCGCACCUCCAAGCCGCGGCCCAAGAGCCGCAUCUCGCGCUACCGCUCCGGGUCCGCCCAGCGGGCGCGGCGUCAGCGGCAGGCCCUGGCACAGCAGGCGGCCGAGGCGGCUGCAGCAGCGGCGGCGGCAGCAGCAGGGGAGGACGGCGCGGUGGGACCCUACCAGGGAGAGAUGGGCCUGGGAGAGGGGGCCUACGGUGCAGGUCUGGCCCACGACGGAGACGGAUACGGGCCGGCUGGAGCCGGGGGACUGGGGAGCAAGGGCAACAUGCGCUACCCCAAGACCAAGAAGUACCUAGUGACGGAGUGGCUGAACGACAAGGUCCCUGGUGGCGGUGGUGCUGGGCUGGAGGCGGAGGUGGAGCGACCGCUGCGCAUCAGCACGGACCCCACGGUGCUGGCCACCACGCUCAACAUGCUGCCGGGCCUCAGCCACAACUCCCUCAUCUGCACCGCGCCCAAACACUACGUGCGCUUCGGCUCGCCCUUCACGCCCGAGAGGAGACGCAGACCGUCCGAUGUGGACGCAUCCUACGGAUCAUGCAAGAAGAGGUGGAUCAAGCAGGCCCUGGACGAGAGCAAGAGCCAAUGCGGGGGGGACGCGGCCGCAUCCGGUUCUUCAAGCCAAAAGUCGAGCACGGCUCCGUUCAAGAAGCGCAAGUCCAAGUACGCCCCCGAGCUGCUUCUCCUGGGCUCCCCGCCCGGCAGCAGUGGUAGCGGAGGAGGAGGAGAUCUGCUGGUGCGGCCCCUCUCCCCCAUCACACCCCCGCCCCCCUCCUCCUCCUCCUCGCGGCCCCACCUCACCACCUCCUGCGCCCUGUACCUGGGGGCCGAGGACGAGCGCCUCAACGGCGGCAGCGGCUCGCUAGGGGGCGCCACCAUCAGCAUGCCCUACUCGCCCCUCACCUCGCUGCCCACCAGCCGCUGCAACACGCCGCUGCAAUUUGAGAACAUCUCGUCCCCCGAGGCUUCUCCUGUACACCGGCCAGAAUCGCUCUCUCCUGAGCCGUGCCUGCGACCGGACUUUGACGCGGUUCGGAACGCCACCUUCCCCGACCUCUCCAUGACCUCCAGCCUGGACAGCCCGAUCCCGCCGCCCUGCGACGUCGACUUCCCCGCCGUGUCCCCGUCGCCCCUCAGCCUCUCUGGCGGCAACACGCCCCUCCCCCUCACGCCCGCCUCGGCCACGGGCGGCGACUCGGCGGCGCCGGCAGGCUGCACGCGCUCCGGCUCGACCUCAAGCGAGGCCCAGGCUCGAGAGCAGGCCUUCAGGACAGAGUUCAACCUCAUCUACGCCUGCUCGCCGCUCAACGCCAACUUGGGGGGAGCCGGCGGCGGUGGGGGGGAGGGCCCGCUAGGUGCCCGCGGGGGAGCGGGAGGAGGAAGCCUGAUCGACAGACGCCACUCCAUGUCGGAGGGCAGCUACUCGCCAGCGGAUUCCUACUUUGGCAGCGGCAGCGGUGGUGGUGGUGCGAGCGGCCAGGGGCUUCUGUCGGAGGCGGGAGCAGCAGGGUCGCUCUCGCCCUAUCCGGAGCCACAUUACGGGGGCGGGUACCCAGACAGUGGCACGCCGCCCCACCCCAGCAACCCUCCCCAGAAGAAGAAGAGGGCGAACGUGACCAUCCUUAGUCAUCAUGCAGGCAGUGUGCCUGGUUACCAGUCUCUGGCAAUAAGAGGCCAGUGCAAGCCCAUGCACAAUAUGGUGUCGCUGCUGGAAUAUCGCAAGCGGAAGCAGGGAGGCACCCGGGAGGCCGGAGAGUGCGGAGGCUCUGUGGGAGGCGGCACGCCUACGCGUCCCGGCUCGCUGUGCCCGAGUGCAGAGUCUCCCGCCGGGCUACGCACGCUGCUGCAGCACCCCGCCUCCCCCUCCCCCUCUCCACACAGCCACAGCCACGGCUCCUUCUCGUCACCCUCGCCGGCGCACCACCAGGCCUUCCCCCCCAUGGAGGAGGUUAGCCCCCCGUUGGACGCCAGGGACGCGGCAGGCCCCCGCACACAGGAAGCACCCUCCUGGAUGGUGCCCACCACAGUGGAGCGUCUGCGUGAGGGUCAGGGAGUGCUGGAGAGGGUGCUGAGGGGCAGCCUCAAAAUAGAGCGCGCCCUCAAGAGGUCAGAGCCCGGUGACCAUGGCAACCACAAAGACACAGACUCGUGUGAGAUGGACAGGUAUGACCUCAGUGCAGCGUCUCCGAUGAGGAGUCCACACCGCUACAGCCCGUCUGUCUAUCAGCACCAGCCUCAGCUGUCUGAGCCCCACCCGGCGUCGGACAACUCGGCGUCUCCCUUCCGCUCCUCGUACAGUCCCUCGCCGACGCCAUACCAACGGCCCCUCUCCCAGGAGCUCGCCCCCCACACCACCCCUCCUCCCCCCACCGCCUCCCUCCUAAACUCCUCCUCCUCUUCAUCCUCCCUCUCCUCCUCCCUCUCCUCCUCCUCCUCCGUCUCUUCACUGGACUCUUCUGUGAGCGGGACCUCCAGACCUCCAGGUGGCAGCACCCACCCUCAGAGCGGCGGCGGUGGCGGUGGUGGCAGUGGUGCAGUCCAUGAAGGCUUGCAGGCCCAGCCCUACUCCUCGAACAUCAGCAGCAGCGGCAGCAGCGUUGGUCACAGUCACCUGAAGGCCAGCCUGCUGAACAGCAGCAUUGGUGGGGGUGGGGGCCUGCCAUCGUCAGCCUCCUCCAGUCCACCAAUGUCCAGGGGCCAGCAGCAGCAGCAGUCCCACUCCAAGUCGGACAACAGCAGCAGCAGCAGCAGCGUUGGUAGUGGCGGCCUGCUCAGUGGGAAUGCGUCAUCCCGACUAGCGCAGCAGGGUUCGGGCCGAGGCCUCCAGGCGAGCUCCAGGCUCCUGGCUGCGGCCUCCUCCAACUCUCAGCCUCAUUACCCUCCGAGGGGAGCGCCAGCACUCAGCCAGUUCCAGCACCCACCGCUACAGGGCUCGGGCGUACGGACACAGACGGGGAGCUACUAAGGCCAGACAGACGGACGGACACGUGUGUGUGUGUGUGUGAGAAUUGUGUUUGUGUGUGUGUGUGUUUGAGAGAAUGUGUGUGAGUGUUGGGAAUCGGUGUGUGAAUGUGUGUGUGUGGCCCUCCUUAACAGCCUGUGGAGAGACUCUAGAGUUAAGGUUGGGGUUAUGUUAAAGGAGACUUUUUUUUGUUCCGUAAGUUUUUCCCCACCUUUUUUCCUCUUUUCACCAAAAAAGAAAAACUGAAUCACCACGAGCAUAUAUCUAGACGGACAUUCACAAUGACAUGACAUGAUCAUGGAGCUAAGGAAAACAGAAAUCAAGGAAUUGGGGGGGGGGGGGUAUUUUGGCGUCAUGUUGGAAAAAAGGAACUCUUUAAAGAAUAAUGUGUCAAUUUAUCCGUUUUGUUUAAAAAAAAGAUAAAAAAGGUAGACAGUAACCUUGUCUGUAUAAACUCCUGUGGUAAUCUGAACCUUUGCGCCUGUACCGUUUCGAGACUACGUUAAUCGCAGGUGCCGAAAACUCAAUAGAGGGGUCUGUUUGUGUGUGUGUGUGGUCCCCCCCCCCUUUUUUUUCCCUAUCUUUUUAUUUUACGUUUCCUGAACAUCCUCCACUUCCAGUCCCCUUCUCCAUUCCCUUAUCCAUUACUGAGACUCGUAGUCAAUUAUCUACAUCAUCUGGAGAACGGAAACAAGAAGAAAACCACAAUUUUAGAAAUAAAAGAAAAAAGAGACCAGUUGUUGAGAGAGCAAAAAGUGCCCUCAGAUCAUUCCAGUGUGCAUUGUUUUUGCAAGGUGGUUGAAGAAGGCUGUUUACUAUUCAUGAGGGAAUUUAAUUUGUUCUUAAGUGGUAAUGGUUGGGGACAGGGUUAGCUUUGGGCAAUGUAACAAAUGGUUUGGUUUACCAUUACGAAGUAGCGAUAACACUUUUAUCUUAAAAUCAAAAUUGGAUUAUUUGGCAUCCAACUUGUCACUUGGACCCCACUGUGUCUUGUCGUGUCGUGUCAUGUCGUGCGUUAUAUGGAGGCGGUGUGUCUCACAGUGAAACAACCUUGGACGAAUUACCUCUCCUCAUGUAUAGAGAAAUGGAGAAGAGCCUACAACAACCACCCAGCAAAAAAUAAUCGCUUCCAGUUUUGUUCUCCAAGGAGGUAUACCAAGAAAAAUAUUGAAGUGAUUAACCAGGCUGACCUACAGGAAGUGGUAAACCUGCUAAUAGAUAUACCUGCAGACAUCAUUUAGUUGAGAACAUGAGGACUCCAGGCUCUUCUAUUAGGUGAUUUACCGCUACCACAAGGAUAACUGAACCUGGUUUACUACUCUGCCAGCUUCUUAGUAAUACAAACCCCCCGGAUGAACGUGCGUGUCUCCUUCCUUCUCCCUUCCCCUCAUACAACUUUUUCUUUUCCAGAAUGACACUGGAGUCCGAUUUUUUUUUCUCUUUUUGAUACCUUUUGUGUUGUUUUCUUUUUAUUUCCCCCUCCAGGUAACUCAUGUUUUAUUUGUAGCAAGUCUAGAAUUGCUUUGUUAUACUUGACAAACACACACACACAUGCACACACACACUUACACACACAUAUUACACACAUCUAAUUAAUCCAUGGUGCUGCAGCUAUCUCUGGGUUUUAAAAAAAGUUUGUUUUCCUUCUUGGAAUUUUUAUUUUCUUAGUGUCUGUCUUCGAGUUUUGUGAGACUUCAGCUGAUGCUCUGGUGUUAGACCGGACCUCAAAAAGAAAAAGAAAAAAAGAGGAAAAGGUUCGUUUUGGAAUCUGAAGCGGAGGAGCAGUUUUGUCUUGGCUUGCUGGGAGGCUGUGACAAAAGAACUGUAGUGCACUGCUUUCCCGAGGUUUGGUUCUGCUCUCACCCGCCACCAUGGGGCAUCCCCAUCCCCAUCACCAUCCCACAAUGCACAUCUCUCCCCCCCUCCCCCGUCACAUCAGUGUUCCUGUGUCUGUUUGUUUGGGGACAUCAAGCAUCACGUAGAGUUCUAUCCCCACCCCCCUACCCUCACUCCCCACCAAUCUGUGCAUUCCAUACAUCUGACUUCAGAAAAAGAAGAAGAAGAAGAAGAAAAAAACACGCAAAAAACAACCGUGGACAUUUUGAACUAAAUGUUAAGGAAGCUGCUGUGCUCUCAAUUGUACAUUUUUUUCCUUUCUUUUGAUUUUUUUUUUGUCUUUGUUUAGUUUUUCUUUUUUUUAAGAAAAAAAAGAAAGAAAUGCAAGUGCUGCUUGUAGUUAUUUCCGUUUGUACAGAAAUGCUGUACCAGUCCCUUGCUUUACGGUGAGAGGGUGGGCUUGUUUGCUGUCCACCUGAACAGGUAAAGAGUACAGACGGGAGCUCUCUCUCUCUCUCUCUCUCUCUCUCUCUCUCUCUCUCUCUCUCCAACAGCAAGUUCAUGUGAUGUGCCAUUUCCAACUGCAUUGCGGAUGGGGUUAAAAAGAAUAAAGAGGGGGGGAAAAACAAUGUGCCGUUGUUUAAGACUAAAUGGACAAAGCCCUUGACUCCCCUUCCACCACCAGAGAAACUGACCUGUUGUGGAAACCAGACACAGGCCGGAGAACCGCUGUAGAAUCCCCUGGAGAUGGGACUGGACUUAUUGCAGGAAGAAAACUAUUUUUGUGUUUCUUUGUUCACCGUUCUUUGGUUCUUGGAUACGUUUGAGGAUCCCCUUGCCCCCCUUAUCAAGAUUUUGUUGUUGUUUGGGAGGGUGUGGAGGACAUGGGGCAACAACAUGAUGACAGGACAGACUGGAUCUUUAUUGCCUGCCCCUCCCCUCCCUUCCCUUCCCUUCCCUUCCCUUCUCGCCCAGUGACCUAAAAGACUGAAUGGGUACUCACUGGUUAACAUGAAUGUCUCUCUUUCACAAAACACUUUUAAGUAACAACGAAACGCGUAUUGAAAAUGUGGGACUUUUGUGACGCGUGAGGAUAUUACAAGAAAAAUAACUUUAAAAAAAGAAAAGAAAAAAAGACAGACCAGCACCUUAAUGACAAGCAGAGCAAGAUCCCCAGAACGUAUGAUCAUCAUGUGUACUUGUAUAAAAGAAAAACAAACGUGUUAUAUACUGUUCCAAGAAAAUAUAGUACACUAAAUUUGCCGCAUGAUUAGUUUUCUUUUCACCUCGUCUUGUUCUGUUGGGGGUGGGGUUGGGGAAACAUAAUGACUUGUGUCAUAGGCUGAAACCGCGACGGCCUGGUUUAUUAGACAUACCCCGUUUUAUCCAGUCACUCUUAAAACUGGACAAAUGAUUUCCUUUUGUCUUUUUUUGUUUUGUUUUUUUGUUAAUUGUUUCUUUUAUUUUUCAAAAGAGAUUGAGAUUUUUUUUUUUUUUUCAAACACAGACCAUAGUAAUAACUAUUUGGUAUCUAUUCCCAUACCACAUCACAGUACUGAACAGAUGAGCUGUAUCAAUGCAUUUUGAUAAUAAAAUACUCAUGAUGACAAAAUUUUAGUUUUCAAA
This is a messenger RNA of Engraulis encrasicolus (European anchovy), 11251 nucleotides long. It is a transcript of the gene setd5, whose product is annotated as SET domain containing 5. Lineage: Eukaryota; Metazoa; Chordata; Actinopteri; Clupeiformes; Engraulidae. Gene Ontology annotation, cellular component: Rpd3L-Expanded complex; Set3 complex. Gene Ontology annotation, biological process: regulation of DNA-templated transcription. The record is from RefSeq and is a predicted model, not a curated record. The coding region runs from base 2753 to 7792 and encodes 1679 amino acids. The transcript has 25 exons.